AUGGAUAAAUAUUUUAAGCCGGAAAAUUAUAAAUUAAAUCCCAAACUGGAAAAUUAUAAACAUGAUGUGGACCAAAUAAAAAAAACAUACAAUUUGUAUAAAAACAAAAGCAUGGACACAUUUGCAUCUAAUUCAACAAUAGAUGAAAAUAAAAUCGUAAAUAUAAACGACAUUUGCAAUACAUGUAUUCUACAAAAUAAUGAAAAGAAUCCAGAAAAAAAUGCAUCUUUUUUAGAUGAAAAUAAAAGUAAUAAUAUGAUAGAUUUUUUAAAAACGCCAUUAAUAGAUGAAAAUAAUUAUAUUAAUGAAAUAAACAAAGAAAUAAAGAAUAGUGAAAAUAUGAACACAUAUAUAGAUAAUUAUAAUAACCAAGGAAAUAAAUUUAACAAAAUAUGUAUGAAUUGUUCAUAUAAUAAUGAUAGUUAUAUUUGUAAAGAUAUGAAUUGUACAAUAGAUCCUGAAAAUUAUGAAUAUAAUAAUUAUAAUCAAAAUGAUAUAUCUAAAUUAUUAAAAAUGUAUGUUAAUAAAAUAUUUCAAGAUGGUAAUAUUAAAGAUAAGACAGAAAAAAAUACAAACUAUAAUGGUUAUUCUGAAAAUGUGCAACCAUCCAAUUUUUUAAAUAAUAAUAAUAUAGUAUCAGAAAUAGUGAAAGAGAUGAAUAUAGCAAAUUGUGAAAAUGGUGAAAGUGGCGAAAGUGGUGAAAAUUGUAAUGGAAGAGAUAAUAAUGUUAUUGCAAAAAAUCUUGUUAAUAAAAUUCAGAAUUAUUUAAAAAAUUCCAAUUCAAUUUCUAGUAAUAUAGAAAAUGAAAAUAAUAUACAAAAAAUGAUAACUAACGAAAUUAGAAAAACAGAUGUAGAAACGAAUGAUUGUCGUUCAUGUCAAAUAUGUGAAAAUAAUAAAAUAUCAAAAAAGUUAGAAAAGAAACCAAAUAUCUCAAUACCUCCAAUUCUAGUUUAUAUUUCUACAAAACAUUUAAACAAUAAUAUAUUCCCAAUAAUAAAUAACAAUGGAUUAUUUAAACAUAUACAUAAUGAAUUAGUUUUAGGAAUAUUUAAUUUAGAUUCUAAUAAAUAUAUAGAACAAUUAAUAUAUAGUAUUAAAAUGUGUUUAAUAGAAAUUCUUGACUAUUUAAAAAAUAUAAAUCAUAUGUAUAUAUAUAAUAUAAAUGAUGAGGAAUAUUUUUACCAUUUUAGAGAAAUUAUGUCUAUUGAAUUUUCAGAAAUCGAUAUAAAUUCUAUAAUUUAUUAUUCAAAUAUUUAUAAACAAAUUUAUGACCAAUCUGAAAAAGAAAAAAAAAACAAAAAAAACAAAAAAAAUAAAAAAAACAAUCGGAAUAUAAUUCGUGCGGCGUCUAAAAUAUUCCUGCCUUAUUUAAAUCGACACAAAAUGAGCAAAAAAAAUGAAAACGAAAAAAGCGAAAAUAACGAAAAUAACGAAAAAAAUGGUGAAAAAAAAAAUGAUGAAAAAAAAAAUGGUGACGAAUUUGAAGAGUGUUCAAUACAUGAUAACGAAAUAGACGAAAAAAAUAAAACAAGUUUUCGAAUUUUAAAAAGAAGACAUAGUUUAAUAGAUGAAAAAAGUAUUCAUGAAAAUGGUCACAAACAAAUAAAAACUGAAAUAGCAUCUAUAGAUUUAAAUAAUAGAAAUGAUUCUGAAAAUCCAAAUUUAUUAGAUGUAGAUAGGGAUACAUUAACCAAACAAAAUUGUAUUGAAAAAAGUGAUAAAGAGGUUAGCGAUUUUUGCGAAAAUAAGACAAAUGAGAAAUCGGCGGAGGACAGACACGAUUCUACAGAGGUCGAUUCUACAGAAGUUGAAUCUACAGAAGUUGAACCCACAAAAGUUGAACCCACAAAAGUUGAUCCCACAAAAGUUGAUACCACAAAAGUUGAUACCACAAAUGUUGACCCCACAAAUGUUGAUUAUGUUUGCUCUAAUUUUAAGGAAAGUGAAGAGACGAAGGAUAAGUCUUGUGAUGCAUCUAAUAACGAUAUUGAUAAUAACAAAAUGGAAGAUGUAAAAGAAGAAAAGAAUAUGAUUGAAUCUGGAAAAGUUGAAAAAGAUAUAACUAAUGAUUCUAGUGAGAAAGAUAUAACUAAUGAUUCUAGUGAGAAAGACAUAACUAAUGAUUCUAGUGAGGAUUGUAUAAAAAUUUAUGAAAAAGAUGAAUUAUUUUUUAAUAAGACAGAAACAUAUAAAGAUAAAACAAGUACAAUUGAUAAAUUAGAAACAGAUGAUAUAGAUGCAUCUUAUAAGAGUACAUUUUCCUCUAAUGAUAUUUUAAUUAAAAAUAGUGAAACUAUUUCUGAAAAUUUAGAAAAUAAAUGUAAAGAAAAAAUGAGUCCAGAAAAUUGUGUAAAUUUAAAAAAAGAUACUUCUUUUACAUCUGAUAAUCAUGAUAGAUAUAAAUCAGUAUUAAAUAAUAAUGUUAAUAAAAAAUAUGGAAUAAAAAAAACAUCACAAAAUAAGGAAAUAAUUAAUGGAAAAAUAAUAAAAAAAAUAAAAAUAGGAUAUAUAAAUAAAAUAAUUAGUAUAAUCUUUUGUAGAAAUAUAUUAAAAUAUUCAAUAAUUUUCUCUCCAAUAUUAAAAAAUGAAGGAAUAAUAUCAAAUAUGAAUAUUUCCAUAUUUAAUAACAUUAUUUUAAAAUUAAAAAAUAUAAGAACAAUAGAUAUAGAAAAUUCAAGAAUACGUUCUUUUUAUAUGCCAAAAAAUAAUUACUUACCAUUUAAAAAUUAUACAAAUACAAACAAUGGUAUAAUAAAUUAUCAAUUUUAUCAAACUUCACAAAAUGAAAACAAAACAUUAAAUAAUUUAUAUGAUUCAUAUAAUACAGAAGAUGAUGUAAUUAAUAAAUUUUUAUCUUUAAUUCCAGAAAAAAUAAAAUCUCAAUUUGUGGAUAAUAUUACUGAAGGUAUAUCAGAAAAUAAGAGUUCUUAUAAUGUUAAUAAAAUAAAAAAGUUUGUUGAAAAUUAUUUAAAAAUAAAAAAUGUAAGUUCUACAUCUACAUCUGCAUCUGCAUCUGCUUCUAAUGCAUUUUCUGAAUUGUGUGGUGGUAUUGAAAACGUUGAUUCAGAUAACAUAUUUGUUGAAAAUGAUGGAAAUAUUAUUAAAAUACUUCGAGAAUUAAUAAUAAAAUAUGAAGAACAAAGAAAUAAAAAUGAAACAAAUAAUGGAAGUAAAAUUUCUGUAAAUAAUAUAAAUUUAGAAAAAGUUGAAUCAAAUGUAGAACCCGAAUUUGAAAAUCCAAAAGAUGAAAAUUCAAAUGUAAAAGAAACAGAAAAAAAUGAUAAUAUGAUUUCAAAUAAUUCUCAAUUUAAUAAAUCAGAUAAAAAAGAAUCAUUUAUAAACUUCUUAAAAUCAGAGUUGUCAGAAAAAAAAAUAUAUAAUAAAGAUAACAUAAAUAAUUGUAUGAAUUAUGAAUAUAAUGAAAAUAUGAAUUAUUAUCAAGUUUUAAAUAUGUGUAACGAAUUGAAAUGUUUAAAUAAUUUAAAUUUGGAAAAUGAAAAUGGAAAUACAAAUUCAAAUGCAAAUGCAAAUGCAAAUGAAAAUGAAAAUGGAAAUACAAAUUUAUAUUACGCUUUUAAAGAAAUUAUAGGAAACAAAAUUGGUAAUAUUGUAGUUAAUAAUUCUAAUAUCUUAAAUAAAUUAAUAUCAAUAAUUUUGAAUGAACAAUCUGUUAAUAACAAUCGUUUAAAUAUAAAAAAUGAUCAUAAAUCAAAUUGUAAUGUUGAUGGGAAUCAUUUAGAAAAUUUGUCUAAAAUAUCUAGACAAAAUAUAAACGAUAUUUAUAACAUAUUUGAUUUAAAUAAUAUGUUAAAUAAUAUAAAAAAUAAAAAUAAAGAUUUAUUAAAUAAUUAUGAAUAUUUAUUGAUUCCUAACAAUUGUUUAGAUUAUAGAAAUGGAAAUAAUUUUUAUAGUAACUGUUUUUCAUGUUAUAAUAAAAAUUAUCACAAUUUGAAUAAACAAGAAGGAAAUGAUUAUAAAGAUAAUAAUAUUGAAAAUGCUAAUAAUUCUAAUUUUUUUAACAAGAAUAAAAAUUGUUAUUACACAUUACAAUGUGAAAAUAGAUGUAAAAUUGGGUUAAAUAAUAGAGAUAAUGAUUCUAUGGUUUUUCAAAAUAUUUUGAAACAAAUUGUAGAAAAAAAUAAAUCAAAAGAAGUGAAUAAUAAUAAAGUUUAUUCUGAAUUAUUAAAUUGUUUGCAAAAAUUAUGUGAUAAAAAUAAUGGAGAAAAUAUGACAAAUAAUUAUGAACCUAUUUAUAAUAAUAUUGAAUUAAACUCUAUGGGAAUGAAUCAGACUACUAAUGAUGUAAACAUAAAUAAUAAAAAUAUAAAUUUUAGAGAAAUUCAAAAUAUGUUUUUAAAAAUAAAAGAAGAAUUAUCACGAGGAUCUGUUAGAAAUGACAAUAAUAAAUAUGAACAAGAUGUUUAUGAAAAUUAUAAUAUUAGAGAAACAGAUAAUUUAAAUAUAUUAGGAGUUGGUAAUAAAUUAGAAGAAGAAAAUAACAAUGGAAAUAAUUUAGAAUCUGUUUAUAAAGAUUCUAUAUUUAAAAGAUAUAAUAAUCAGAUGCAAUCAAAUAUUGAAAAUCGAAAUAAUAAUAAUAAUGAUGAAAAUAAAACAAAAAAUGAUUUAUCAUCAUUAUAUAGUUAUGCAGCAUAUAAAUAUUGGUUAUCUAAUAUGGAAAAUGGAAAAAAAAAUAAAAAAAAUUAUAGUAACAAUAGUUAUAUAAUUGGUAAUAACAUUUAUAGUACAUGUUUAUGUACUGGAAAAUGUGUAUGUUAUAGUAAUGAUUAUAGAAUAAUUGAUAGUUAUGAUAUAAAAGAUUAUUUAUCUAAUUUAUCUUAUUCAAAUAUGAUUGCAGAUACAAAUAAUGAUAAAGUGGGAAAUAUAGAUGAACUUGGAAAAUUUUUAUUAGUAUCUGUUGAUAAUAAAAGAAACAAUAUACAUAAUUGUUUAAAUGUUAAUCAAAAUGAUGAAAAGAUGGGAGGAAAUAUAAGUAACAAUUCUUCUAAUUUAUUUUUUAAUUCUAAAAAUAAUAAUAGUGAUAAUAUAUUAGGUAAUACAACAAAUUUUGAUAAUUUGAAUCUACAAGAAAAUAUAGAUGCUACAUCAUUUGAAAUAAAUAUGUUAAAUAACAAUCAUGAUAAUUUAAAUAUUAUGAAAGAAUUAUAUGGUAAUGAUAAAAAUAAUAUGUACAUAUCAUGUAGAAAUAAUAAUACAAAUAUUUUAAGGUCUAGUAAAAAUAAAUUUGGAAAAAAAAACAAUUAUAAUAAUUUGAAUGAUGAUGAAAAUAAUGAAUCUCACACAAAUACAGAUAACCAAAAAAUCGGAAUGAAGACCGAUAAGAAUAACAAAAAUGGAAACAUGUCUAUCAACGGCAUGUUUGGAACUUACGGGCGUGGCCAAAGAACAAAAGGGUUAGAAAAAAAUAAGAACACAGGGGAUAGUGGAACUUCGAAUAAAAAUAGUGGAAACACAAAAGUAAAUACAUCUAAAAGAGGAAAUGGAAAAGAUAAACAAAAUGGUGGAUGCUAUAUAGAUAUUGGUGAAAAUUAUGAACUUAAAUAUACAGUUGCUGAAUUAAAACCUCAAAGAGGAGUUUAUUUUGAUAAAUCUCAAAAAGCAUGGAUAGGAAGUUGGUAUGAAGAAGGAAAACAAAUUAAACGUCGAUUUAAAAUUAAAUAUUAUGGUUGGGAUGAAGCUAAAGAAUUAGCAACAAAAGCUAGAUUUUCUUUUGAAAAUAGAAUAAAAAAUUUAGAAGGAAAUAAUGGAAAAGGUAAUUCUAGUACAUCUAAAAAUAAUACAAAUUCAGGAGAAAAAAGUGGAACAAAACUUACAGUAAUUAAUAAUAAAAAAAAUGGAGUCCAAGAUGUAGAAAAUAGUAAUAAUAAUAAUAAUGAUAGAAUAAAAACAAGAAACAGUUCUAAAGAUGUAGGAGAAAAAAAUAAUAAUGAAAAUAGUGGAUUUGGUGAAAAUAAUUUGAAUGAUAUAGAUAAUUCAAACGAAAAAAAUAAUUCUGAUGAUAAAAAAAAAAAAAAUAAUAAUAUAGAUGAAGAUGAAAUAUGGAAUAAUCAAGAAUCUCAAAAUUAUGAUAAAGAUGAAUAUAAUAAAAAUAUAGGAAAUGUAAAAAUUAAUUUAACAAAUGAAUAUAAAUCAGGAGUAAAUACUAGAAGUGGAUAUUUUACAAAAAAAAAUCAUUUUAAUAAUAAAAAUAAUACCAAUUGGUUAGAAGAAAGACAUACUGAUUAUAAUAAUUUAGAUGUAAAUAUUUCUGGACAAAGAUCAUUUUAUAAUACAUAUGAUAGUGGAAAUGGUUGUGAAAUAGAUGAAGUUAAAAAUUGUUCAAAUAAAUUAUAUGAUUAUGAAGAAAUUGAGUUAGAUAAUAGAAAUAGUAAUGGAAUAAAUUCAGGAAAAAAAGGAUAUACAAAAGAUAGUAAUAAUAAUAAUAAUAAUAACCAUUUUAAUAAUGGACAAAUAAAAUAUCAAAAUAAUAAAUAUAAUGAUGGAAAUAAUACUAUUACAUAUGCUAAAUCUAAUACAAAAAAAGGAUGUGAUAAUAAUAUAAUUGAUAAUUCUGUUAUAUUACCUCAAGGUGUGUUUUAUCAAGAUUCUAAAAAAGCUUUUUGUGCUAAUUGGUAUUCAAAUGGAAAACAAGAAAAAAGAUAUUUUUCUAUUAAUAAGUUUGGUGAAGAAAGAGCUAGAAGUUUAGCAAUAGCAGCAAGAAAAAAAUUUGAAAACUUGUAUAAAAAAAAUACUAAAAGAGAUUAUGUUUCGGGAAUUAAUAAUAUACAACAAAUUGAAAAUGAUAAUUCUGAAAUACUAAUUUCUAAAAAAAAUGAUAAUUUAAAUGAAGAACAUAUGAAUCUUGAAAAAAAUGAAUCUAUUAUUGAUUACACAAAAAAAGAAAAAGAAAUAAAUGAUGAUAAAGAUUCAGAAGGUAAUAAUAAUGAUGAAAAUAUUAUUGUUAAAAAAAAUAAUUAUAUAAAUGUAAAUAAUAUGGGGAUAAGUAAUAGAUGUAAUACACGAAAUGGUUCUAAAAAUAUUAACUUCGAUUAUAAUAAUGACCAUGGUUUUGAAAAUGAAAAUAAUUAUGAUGAUAAUAAAACAGAAGAUGAAAAUAGUUUUGUACAAAAUUUGAAUAAAAAUGAGCAUGAACAAAAAAAAAUAAUUAAUCAAGUAAAUUCUAAUAUUACUACUGAUGUAAUAAAGGAACAUAUUAUUGAUAAUUUUGUAAACCCUCAAGAAUCAAAAUCUAAUGAAGAAUAUCAUAUUGAUUCCAAUGAAGGAAAUAGUAAGAUCAACCAUUUUAAAAAUAAUAAUUUAGAGAUGAAUGAUAGCAAAGAAAAUAUUAUAAUAAAUUUAGAAAAUGAUAAUUAUGAUGAAAAUUGUCUAAAAAAUGAUACAAUACCGAAAGUAUGUAAUAAUGAUCAUAAUAAUAUAGAAGAUAAUCAUUUUGAUGUAAAUAAAAUGACAGAAAAAAAUAUGCCUUCACAUUUAUUUUUACAAACAAAUGGUAGCGAAAAUAAAGAAAUGUCAGUAAAAGAUAUGAACAUAAAUGAUUAUAAUAUGGAAAAUGACUCUAACUAUAUGAAUAGCAAUAGCAAUAGCAAUCGUAGUAGCAAUAAACAAUCGGAAGAAGAUAUGUUUGCAAAAAAUUCUCAAAAAGAUAAUUUGAGUCCAUAUAAUAAAUCAGAUAAAUCUGUAUCAACACCAGCUGGUGUUUAUGUUAUUAGAAUCAAUGGAGUAGUACAAGCAUGGAGAGCUGAAUGGAAAAGCUCAAAUGGUUGUAAAAAAACCAAAAAUUUUGGAAUAAGCACAUAUGGAUAUGAUUUAAGUAAAAAAUUGGCAAUUGAAAUGAGAGCUAGAAUGUCUGGGGAAUGCUUAGUUGCAGAUGAUGGAACCAUUUUUGAUUAUAGAAAUAAAAUAGAAUCUAAAGAUGAAUAA
Molecule: messenger RNA, 7941 nt
Organism: Plasmodium yoelii
Lineage: Eukaryota; Apicomplexa; Aconoidasida; Haemosporida; Plasmodiidae
Product: AP2 domain transcription factor, putative
Exons: 2
Coding region: 1-7941 (2646 amino acids)
Biological process (GO): regulation of DNA-templated transcription
Molecular function (GO): DNA-binding transcription factor activity
Source: RefSeq, a predicted model, not a curated record